Mya arenaria is the source of this 2076-nucleotide messenger RNA. RefSeq lists its product as uncharacterized. NCBI's taxonomy places the organism in Eukaryota, Metazoa, Mollusca, Bivalvia, Myida, Myidae. Gene Ontology annotation, biological process: DNA integration. Bases 1 to 2076 code for a protein of 691 amino acids. The record is from RefSeq and is a predicted model, not a curated record. The transcript has a single exon. Gene Ontology annotation, molecular function: nucleic acid binding.
AUGGCUGUGUUGAUCGGAGUAAGAUGUCUGAAGUUUGUGAAAGAACAACUCAAUAUGGAAAUAUCAAAAGAUUAUUUGUGGAGUGACUCACAAGUUGUACUUGGUUGGUUGAACAGUAAUAAAAAGUUACCGGUUUUUGUGAAGAACCGAGUUGAUGAAAUUAAAGUUAACAAAGACAUAGAGAUCAGUUAUAUAAACACAAUGGAAAACCCUGCUGACAUAGCAACGAGAGGUUCUACUACAGCCAUGCUAUCUGACAAUCAACUAUGGUGGAAUGGACCAACAUGGCUGAGAGACCCAUCAAACACAUGGAUAACUGGUCAGCAGUCAUUGUCAGGUAAAAACCCAACAGUGAUGUGUGAGGAAAGUUGUUUAGUAGAGGAAAGUUCUCGAGAAAAUAGUCAGAGUUCUGACAGUCAUAGUGAAAAGAAAAUUUGUGCUCCAUUUGAAAUGGAUUGUGAAAGAUAUUCCUCACUUACCAAACUAUUACGUGUUACAGCAUAUGUUAACAAAUUCAUCAGAAAACUGAGGAGGAAAGAAGUUGAUUCUGAUCUAAACAGUGAUGAUAUCAAAGAGGCAGAAUUGAUUUGGACAAACUAUGUUCAGAGGAAAGUUUAUUCCAAAGAACUACACGGCCUCAAGACUAACAAAGCAACUAACUUGGAAAGACAACUAGGGUUGUAUGUAGAUGGUGAUGGCCUCCUUCGAUGUACAGGCAGACUGGAAAAUUCAAAUUUAGAAGAAGGAGCAAGACGACCUAUUCUAUUACCACCAAGAGAACGGUUCACACAACUUAUCAUUGAAAAAACACACAGAAAUAUAUUACAUUCUGGUGUGUCACAGACACUUGCAAAACUUAGGUACAAGUAUUGGAUACCACAUGGUCGUGCUACAGUAAAGUUAGUUUUACGUUUGUGUCAAGUAUGUCGACGACAUGAAGGUGGACCGUACAGAAUGCCAAAAAUGGCACCUUUACCUGCAUCCAGAGUUCAAGAGUCAAAUGCUUUUGCCAGAACAGGUGUAGACUAUCUUGGACCACUGUACGUGAAAGCUCCUGAAGGAUCAAAGAAAGUGUGGGUGUGUCUUUUUUCGUGCAUGGUGACAAGAGCUAUUCACUUGGAAUUAGUGCAAGAUAUGACAACAGAAGAAUUUCUUCUUGCUCUCAAACGAUUUGUGUCUCAACGUGGUGUUCCAAGUGAAAUUCUUAGUGAUAACGCUAAUCAAUUCAAACUUGCAAAUAAAACACUCGAUGAAAUAUGGAAGAAUGUGACAAACAGCAGUGAAGUUCAAUCGUAUACAUCAUCUUCAGGAAUAAAUUGGCACUUCAUUGUAGAACUAGCACCUUGGAUGGGUGGUUUUUAUGAGCGACUUGUCGGAUUAGUGAAAAGAUCAUUAAGAAAGUCUCUUGGACGAAAGUUGCUCACUACAAUUCAAUUGCAAACUUUGUUAAAAGAAAUAGAAUCAGUCGUGAAUUCCCGACCACUUGUGUACAUCACAGAUGACCUGAGCUCAAAUAUCACUCUUACCCCCAGUCAUUUUUUAACACCUAAUCCUAAAACAGGAAUACCAGAAAUAAGUGUUGAAAGUGAUGAUACAGACUAUAGUCCUUAUGACAGUUCUUGUGAAAGAUUGUUGAAUAUAUGGAAAAAAAGUCAGAAGCUACUAGAUGACUUUUGGAGAAUUUGGAGAGAUGAGUAUUUAUGUAGUCUUCGUGAGAGGACCCAGACGUUUCUCAAGGCGGGGAGGGUUGUAUCACACAAUGUACCCAGAAUAGGAGAUACAGUGUUAAUAAAAGACAACACACCAAGAGGUAGUUGGAAAAUUGGAAGAGUACAAGAACUUGUUCAUAGUAGAGACAAUGAAAUCAGAUCAGCAAAAGUUCAGUUAUCGUCAAAGAAAGUUCUAGGUAGACCUUUGAAUUUGCUGUAUCCAGUUGAGUGCAACGACAUAUUCAAGCAGACACCGGGUACAAAUAGGCCACCGGAGCAAAGAGACAAGAUAACCAAACAGUGUACAAAACGACCUGUUAGGCUAGCUGCGGAGGCUGCAAAGCGGAAGAUAAAAACUUUAGUGUAA